Messenger RNA from Colletotrichum scovillei, 2217 nucleotides. RefSeq lists its product as uncharacterized. Gene Ontology annotation, cellular component: membrane. The transcript is spliced from 3 exons. Lineage: Eukaryota; Fungi; Ascomycota; Sordariomycetes; Glomerellales; Glomerellaceae. Bases 1443 to 1913 code for a protein of 156 amino acids. The record is from RefSeq and is a predicted model, not a curated record.
CCAUUCAUCGUGCUCACCCUCGUCUGUGGUCUCGUCGCAACGAAGCCAAGCUCCAAAUCCCGUCCACAUUUCCGUUCAUUCCCACGGCCUACCUACUCUUCUUGCUACGUUUUGCCAGUCUACUCUAGUCCCAAUUUGUUUCAACACCCACAACACGAGAUGGUCCGUCGUCGAAAGUUCGGUGACACAUGCUGGGCCCCGGGCGAAUCAUGCUUGGCAUCUUGAGACUCGCUGCUCUUCAGCCUCAAACCCUCCGAGUCCUGAGCCUCUGGCCUGCAGACUGGCGCAUCUGCAAGACUGCACCAGCCUGCCAUUGGCCUUGGUAGGCACCUUGUGUAGUCCCGCAGACACAGUACGUGCCGCCGCGCUGUGUUUCUCAAUCUGAAGAUCUCGCUUCAGCCUUUCACCUCAAGUCUGCCAAACCCACCCACCCACCCACACCUGUCGCUAUCAGGGCUGGCCUACCUAAAUGAGGUCGGAGUGAGGCAAGGCUACGCAGUAUGGUUUGUCGUUGCUGGCAGUUCGCAUCGCUGCAGCAAUGCAACGUUAAUUUGGCUUCCAGAUUCUCCAAGCCUAUGCUCAAUAUCGCCGUUCCUGCAUGACGAGGCUCUCUCUCCCUCUCUCUUGGGCUCUUACUCACGUUCAGAGUUGAGGAGAGCAUUGCCGCCCGCUGGCGUCGUAUCGCCGAUCAAGCUCCGCCCGCGGAACCCAGUUCACGUCUUGUCGUCCGACAAAUGCGUGUGCGCGUCUCCAUCAAGAACCACUCAUUGUAUUCGUUAGCCCCCCCUUCGAUGUAAGCCUGCCACGAGGCCAGCGCCAGAGAGGGCACAGCGACAGCCAAGAUACGACACAACCAACACCCCAGGCCGUCCAACUAAAGGCAACAAGACAGUCAAGACUAGGUACUGCGUUACCUGCCUGCGCCAAGCCGUGAGCCGGCAUGAAGAGGAGGCUCUGUUGAUCUGGUGCUGGGAUUGGUCCAUGGGGAUUUCUGGGGCCCUGCUACACACCAUCUUCUCGUCUGGAUAGCGCAUGGCGACGGCCCAGGGGAGUCCCGUUUCAGAUGCAUUUCAGAGGUCUCAGGCCGUGCAUUGCCCAGCACCAAACCGACCCAUGGGUGUCCAGUGAUGACUUGAGCCGCGACUACAUGUCCCGCCUCUCAAACACUCAGACAGGGAGAGAUGGGACUGCCCAGCCCAUACAAAAGCAUAAGUGAUUUCCCCUCUUUCAUGCUGUGCUGCCUCUUCUUGGACCUUUUCCCGCUCGACCGUUUCCACCUUUUUCUUCUUGUCAAACUUCCUUCUUCACUUCUCAACAGCGCACUGGGGGCAGCUUAGACUUAUUUACCAUACAAUUUUUCUCUCCUUACUUUCGUCUCCUUUCUCUCCCGUCGAAACGAAUCUCACGAAUCUCUAACGAAACGAUCACGAAAAUCCGACAAGAUGGGUCUCAUUCUUCCUCUCAGAAUUGUCCAGGGUGUUCUGGCGUUGGUGAUUCUCGGUCUCUCGGCCUUCAUCGCCAACUGGUACAACAUGGACACGAUGACUUCGUCCCCGUCCCAGGUCAACUUCUUGGUCUUCGUACCGCUCUGGUCUUUCAUUUCCAUUGCCUACCUCGAGCUUGUUCCCAAGUUCGCUCCUAGAGCCUCCCACCCCUGGGGUGCCGUUGCCUUUGAGCUCCUCAACGUCCUCUUCUACUUCGCCGGCUUCAUUGCCCUCGCCGUCUUCCUCAGCAAGCUUCUCUUCUGCCGUGGCACCGUGUGCGCUGUUGCCCGUACCGACACCGUCUUGGCCGCCUUCGAGUUCGCCCUCUGGUCCGCUACCUCCCUCCUCAUGGUCAAGGAUGUUUUCAAGACGGGGUUCCGCAAGCCCAGCGCCGCUGGCCCCCCUCCUCAAAUGAAGGAGUCUGCGUAAGCUACGCCGACUCCUUCAAGUCUUUCCACGUCGCCCUCGAGGAGCGCAGACGUGAGGCAUCUGUGGAGCUGAUUAGAGCCAAGCGGAUGCCGUCGUGGGACCGCAAGAGUGAUCGAAAAUCCAUCUGGGAACUCGACCAGAGACGCAUCUACGGCCCGGGAUUUAGUGAUGUGAACCUCGUCUAGAUGACUGGUACACACGAAACAGGAAAUGGGGGAAGUAACAGCAGUGGAUGUGUUUGGUGUCAUUCGGUUGACACUGAACCCAAGGUACAACGGAAAAAAGUGCGUGAAUCGGAUACAGU